AGCAAUAGAGACGCUACGUUAUUGUUUUUCCAUGUAAUUAAUUAAUUACUGGUAAUUAUAUUAUUCAGAUAAUUUAUUAGUGUGGUAACAUUUUGUGGGCAAGUUAGCAAAGGCAACCUUUAAGUUAAUAAUUUGCUUUGCAACUGUUUGUUUUAGAGGAAUUUUCUAGAAGGUUUUUAACUUUAGCGACUGGUCGUGGGUCGAAUUUCGUGAAAUGAGGCGAUUUUACGUCUGUGUUCUUCUCGUGGUGGGGACAACCGUUUCGACCGGACGAGGAGAGCUUGGGAGUACGUCGACGUUGGAAAAGGGCGAAAUCGUGACUUUUACCUCGUCAACUGUGAAGCGUGAAGGGCUUUUAAACACCCACUACUGGACGGAGAAGAACGAGCGAAGUACGAGCAAAACGUACACAUUAUGGGAGGAGGCGGAUGUCCAUUUGGUAGAGUGGCCAGGAAACGUGACCGUCCGCGAUCCCGACUGGCCUUUGCUCAAGUGGGGGAAAAUUCGGGCGAAAUUUGUUGUGAAUCGAUGCUGCGAAAGCUUUGUAGGGAUCCAAAUGAGGGCAUAUGCGUAUCGCUACUUGUUCUUGACGUGGGGUUAUCACCGCUUUUUAAAAACAGUGACACCACCGCUGACAUUUCCGGCCAAGUUCAUAUGGUCAGAGAGGCGACGACGACAACACGUUGCGACAGAGGUGACCGUGUCGGAUUUCGUCUUUGUGCACGACGCUCUAAUCGUAGUGUUGGGGGAGGACGGCGGUGGAGUUGUUGUUCGCGUGGGUGGGCUAGAGUUGGCGUGGGCGAUGUACGAGAGGGAAAAGGGAGAGGAAUUGGUCUACUCUGUGGCGAAAGGUAUUUCUUCUCCCGUCAACAAGUUAGUGGGCCAGUAUUGUUGCGAAAAGACUGACAAGGGGGACUUUUGUCCAUGGGGGGAAACCGUGGUGGCAUAUAGAGAAGGAGCAUGGGAGGAGAAAAUUGGGAUUUUUGUGUCUGUGGAUGGUGCUGUCACGUUUCGUCUCCUUCUCCCUUCUAUCCCCACAAGCUCCUCGUCGACACGUCUACACGCUGUCCUCGCAUAUCCCGACGUGGGAAAAGUGUUCCUUCUGCACGGGACUCGAAAUAUCGGAAGACUGGACGCGUAUUCAAUUUCAUCUGGAGUGUUUCUAGGAGGAAAAAGCGUGACCGAGUUAUCAAGAUUUUCAGAAUCUCUACACGCAUCUCGAAUUGGGGAGGACAUGUCGCUCAUCGUCUGGGACAAGUGUAACGUCUGGUACUCACCAAGCGAAGGUCGAAAUCUGACCAAGGCGACACAUUACGUCCACGGUUUCAUUCGAGAUGGGCGCAGCUGGAUUAAUAAAACCAAGAAGGAUAAGAAGGGAACACAUUACAUUAUGGAAAAGUACUGUCGAUUUGGGCGGAGGGCAAGUUUAGCGAUUUCGAAGUGGGGCAAGAUUGCGCUGCUGGAUGAGGACAAUCACUUCCAUUUUGGGGUGGACACCAAGGAGGGAGGAGAUCAUGGGGUCGUAUUCCCACUCGUGGCGAUGGCAGUUGACAUGAGUUUGGUGGCGGAGGAGGAACGCUUCUCAAUCAUACCGCAUUUCGAUCGGAGUAAUCAUCCCAAAUUGAUCUACCCUCCGCGCUACCUGACUCUGCCUUCUCACAUAAAUUUUGGGCCAAGCUACGCGACACGCUUGGCGAUCCGUCUUCUCCCAAAGACCGUCUUCCCGUCUGAAUUUAUGAUGCCGUUCUUCACCAAUAAUGCUGACCUGCCUCUCAAGUUUGCAAAUUAUGCGCUGCCCCCGUGCCAGACGUCAAGCCUUUCGAUAAACGGGUCGAUCACUCAGAAGGCUAAGUACUACAUGCUCCCGGCCUGGGGUCACGUCAACUUUACCGUCAGAUUCAAGUCGUACGGAGAACGAGGGGAAGACUUGUUGCAAUGGGAGGGUGCGGGUGAGAAUGUGAAAAAGUUUUUGAGGGUGAGGAUGAAGAAAAGGCACGAGGUCGAGAUGCACGUGGAUGGCGACGCGUGGGUCAACUAUGAGGUGGUGAUUUGGCCGAGAAGCGUGUCCGGAUCGAGGCGAAUCUUCAUGCUCAAUUUCUACACGGAAAGAAUGCUUCGCUGCAAUAUUCAGCCCUCCGUCCCCAUCCACCUCAGAGUCCUGGAUGCCUUCCCUCCCUCCGGGGAUGGGAAAUACACUCCGCAAAAUGAUGAUGACGAUCAGAGGAGUUUUCUGCGGACGGAUGCGACGCACAUCCAGUACGGGAAGCGAUUAGAGAAAACAGAGGACACGCCUCGGACAUGUUCCUCUUCUUCGUCGAAGAAAGGGGGCGAAUCCUGUGGGGCGAGUAAAGGGGCGACUUCUGGCAUGAAGGAGAUGGAUAUGAAAAUGGCCCAAAACAUGGAUUAUCUCCUCAAUUUGGACCUCCAUAAGAACGGUGAUGGAAUCAUAAAUCAUCAUCAUUAUCGUGGAGAAUUGUGAAAAUACAAAAAUUGAAAUGUAUUCGUUCCUUGUUUUCAUUAUGAAGAUGUCUUAAUUUUAAUUAAAACUCACUGUUUGUUAUUGUACCUCAUAAUAAUUAAGGAUAAUAAUAAUACAAUUAGUAGAUGGUUGUAUUGAUCUUAUCGUAUGAAACAUUUGCCUACCGAUCCAUAUCAUCUCGUGAUUGCAAACGAAAUGACCAUCAUUAAGGUGGUCAGAUUUCCAACAAAAACAUGCAUUAUUCCAUCCACAUAUUUCCCAGGAACGCAAAUAAAUUCCACUUUUGACAAACGGUUUACAAUUAGUGCCAAUAUUUCGAGUCAAUAUUUUCUAGAAACAUUUGACGAUCAUUUGGUGCAUUGUUAAAUUACUUAUGUAUUAGUUUCAAUAAUAAAACACUUGAUGAGCAGAGC
This is a messenger RNA of Folsomia candida, 2892 nucleotides long. RefSeq lists its product as uncharacterized. The record is from RefSeq and is a predicted model, not a curated record. The transcript has 14 exons. Bases 215 to 2479 code for a protein of 754 amino acids. Lineage: Eukaryota; Metazoa; Arthropoda; Collembola; Entomobryomorpha; Isotomidae.